AAGGAGUGGUGCUUGGUAUGGGGGGGGUAUUUCUUACUUUCUCUUUCAUCUUCUCUUGAGCUACAAUGGCUGCUGCACACAAGAUGACGAAAGAGGAAGCAUUUCUGAAAAAGAGAGAGACUUUCAGAAGGAAUGCUUUCUGGAUUAUCGAGGAAAUGGUGGGACUGAGUCCACGACAUCCGUCAGUGUUGGUAGAUGAGGUUCUCCACAGCAUCUUCUUUCUGGGAGGGAUCUUCACUCCACCAUAUUCUCCAAAAGAUAUUGUGAGUGAUGAUGACAUGCUGAACAAGCUGAAGGGCCGCUACCCUCGGCCCUUUGAACUCUACUCCUCUCAAGUACCCAAGCGGAGUCCAAUCUCAUGUGUGCUGGACAUGAUUGUACUCCUGACUGGACAAGAGAAGGAAGACCAAAUAGUAAAGAAGCUGCGAGAGCUCAUUGUUAAACUGAAGGAGGAUGAAGCAACAGAUCUGAUCUCCAGCACCAUUUGCGUCUCUCAGCCAAACAAGACCCGCAAUUCACACACAUACUACGGAGUCUCCAUGUCCACCUCCGGUCCUAAUCCCGGACGAAUCAUGAUCGCUGCAUCUUGUCUGAGCAACUGGGACAGUUACGUGGCUGGUGCAGUGAUGACCUACUAUCCAAACAAAGAGAAGAAGCUUUAUUUUGAUGGAACCAUCAAGCUUCCAAAGCAGGUCAGGUGCGAGGCGUUCAGCCUCACUAAAGGGGGAGAAAUGCUUCCGUGCAGAUCGUGUGAAAACUUGUUUGGUUUGACACCAAGUGACACAAAGGUAUGGCCGUAUGGAAACUGUGCCGAAGCUGAGAGCGUGAGCAAUUUGCUCAAAAAUGAGAAGGAAGUGAGAGAGCAAGCACAACCAAAAUCUCCAACGUGCACGGAUGCGAACAGGGAACAAGCAAGGGAGAGCGUCUUGAAAGAGCUUAAUAAAAUUCUCCGCAUGGUGCAAUUUAAGUGGGACAAAAAUUUUUACGCCCCACAAGUUCGAUCUUAAAUAGCAGAGAUGAUUGGAUGCUAAAAAUGUAUUGUACAAGGAUUAUGGGACCAUGUGAUUCUUCUAUCAGUAAAACCUUCUCUGUAAGCUUUGAGGCACUGCUUACUUCUUUGUUGACAUGAAAUUCAUGUGAUCACAGUUGUAAAUCUAAUGUGUUAACUACUUCCUACUGUAACAAUAAAGAUAUGAAUGCAUU
Molecule: messenger RNA, 1203 nt
Organism: Morone saxatilis (striped sea-bass)
Lineage: Eukaryota; Metazoa; Chordata; Actinopteri; Moronidae
Exons: 5
Coding region: 66-1007 (313 amino acids)
Source: RefSeq, a predicted model, not a curated record